GGGGAGCGGGGGGCAACCCGCCGGGAGCCCGCGCCCGGUACGCUGCCCUCCAAGCAGAGCGGGAGUGGGUGGCGGGCGGGCGGGCAGGUGGGGGUUGCAGCCUGGGGAAGCCGAGUGAGUCCCCCGGGCCUGGGCCUGUGCCUGUCCCUGCUACAGUGCACCUACAUCGAGAUCGAGCAGGCGCCCCUCACGCACGCCGUGGUCCUGAGCCGUCCGGCCUGGCUGUGGGGGGCUGAAAUGGGAGCCAACGAGCACGGGGUCUGCAUCGGGAACGAAGCCGUGUGGGGGAGAGAAGAAAUCCAGGACGAAGAAGCUCUCCUGGGCAUGGAUCUCGUCAGACUUGGACUUGAAAGAGCUGAUACAGCUGAAAAGGCCCUUACUGUCAUUGUUGACUUGCUAGAAAAAUAUGGACAGGGUGGAAACUGUAUGGAGAGUCAAAUGGUAUUUACCUACCAUAAUAGCUUUUUGAUAGCUGACAGAAAGGAGGCUUGGGUAUUGGAGACUUCUGGAAAAUACUGGGCGGCAGAAAAAAUAGAAGAGGGUGUGCGGAAUAUUUCCAACCAAUUCUCCAUAACCACCAAGAUCGAUCGGGAACACCCAGAAAUGAGAGCAUAUGCGAAGAGCAAAGGCUGGUGGGAUGGUGAAAAAGAAUUUGAUUUUGCUGCUGUGUAUUCCUACGUAAAUACAGCCACAAUGACUACGUCAAGGGGCAGAUACUGUGAAGGUUACAAGCUACUGAAUAAACACAAAGGCAAUAUAACUGCUGAAACAAUGAUGGAGAUUCUUCGAGAUAAAGAGAGUGACAUUAAUAUGGAAGGAGGAUUUAUGACCACUGGAAGUAUGGUCUCCAUUUUACCUCAGGACUCUAGUCUACCUUGUAUUCAUUUCUUUACAGGAACCCCAGACCCUGACAGGUCUGUAUUUAAGCCUUUUAUUUUUGUGCCAAAUAUUACUCAGUUACUAAAAACCAACUCACCAACAUUUGGUGAGGAUGACCCAGUUAAAAAGAAACCACGUUUUAUGACUCAACCAGAUCGAAGACACGAACUCUAUAAAAAACAUGAACAUGCAGCUGAAGUAAUGGAAGCCUGCAAGGAGAAAGGAAAAGAGAUUCUGGAACGGAUAAGGAAGCUGGAGAAACAGAAAAUAAGUGAGAUGGAAUUGAUCCUGCAGAACAAAUACUUUGAUGUUAACCAAGCCGUGCACCUUUUUUCAGAGUGUGUAGAAGAAGAAAUCAGUGCAUAUGCCUAAGGGUACAAUUCAAAUGCAGCGAAAUUCAAUCAGCAAUCAGCCUUUGUAGGCUCUGUGGAUUAAAUCUUACUUUUCAAAAGCCAGUUCCUAUUAAGAGUUAUGUAUUUUGCACACAUUGUAAAGGAGCUUUAGGUUUGAAGGAACAGACUAAAAAGUCUUUCAAAAGUAGGGAAUAGGUUUGCAUGUAAAUGACACAUGGUUGUAGGUUGACAGCUGAGGGAGCACUAAAUGGAGACAACUAACUUUACUACUAGAACUAUUAAGAUGGAGAUCUUCAUUCUGUAUACAGUUCUAAUUUGGACAACGUUUUCUGCGCAUGCAGAUUUUUUAAGACGACUCUACUCACGUGGACCUUAGGAACAGGAUUUCAUUGCCUAUUAAAACAGCUAAGUCUGAGGACUCCUUCUAAUGCACACAUUACCAAUAUGUAUCAGUUUCCUUUUGAGAUUUUGCAUAACACAAGUAAAUCAUUUAACCUAAUUAAACUUUCAAUUGUGCAAUUACCACUCUACACCAAAAUAUCUUAGCUAUCAUUAAGUUUAUAUAGCUAGUGUAUAUCUGAAUGGACUAAAGAUAAAUCCUCCUCUAAUAGGACAUAUGGGUAACAGUCAUGUUGCCAGUUUUGCGAUUAUAAAUAACAAAUGCAUCUUUUAACAAAAAAUGCAGAGUAUCCCUUAGGUAAGUUGUUUUAACCCAUCUCUACAAUAAGGUGUUUUGAAAUUUGAUAGAUAAUAUAUUUAGUAAGUGGCUGGUAUUCUAGGGGUACAAAAUAUCCUGCCAGUUACAAUAAAACAUUAAAGUUGGCAUUUCCCCUAAGUUUUGAUUUGCUAACCCUCACAUUGAAAAAUAAAUUAUCUUCGAUUUCAUGUACUGUUUUCAGAGUUGUGUGCUUCAAUUAAUUCUGCUAAUGCACUUUAGAAUACAACUCUGGAUUGUUUUGUAAAGAGUAAUGAAUUUUUACACGUUUAAACACACAAGUACAAUUAAAACUAGUGCCAGGUAUUUAAAGGUAGAAAGCAAUACCAUGGCAGUUUAAAAAUGAACUUUCUAAACUUUUCCACUUUACAUUAAGUGUAACAGUUUUAAUCUAUAAUUUAUCUUGCCAAAGUUACCAGUCUAAUUAUGCCUUGCUCCUUCUCCACUCUUUCUCUUUGAUCCUUUUGUAAGGUAAUGAUGAAUUUAGGAUAUGAUCUAAAUAUCUGUGAUAAACAAGAAUCUGAAGAACAGAGUAUAUAAAAAUAAUUUGAGAUGUUAUUGACUGUAAAUGAGUAUCACAAUGCAGAAGAGAUACCUUUUAUACAAAAAGUGGUUUGAUGAUCUUUAAAAACUUUUUUUUAAACACACUCAAAUUUUUCCCUAGGGAAAAACCUUAUAGUUAAUCAGAGAUAGACAGAAGCCAAGUGAUAUUUGGGUUGGGAAGCUUCAUACAAGUUAACAUUGUAUUAAGACAUAUUGACAUCUGAUUAUUUUGUGUAUUUUUCGUAUAGUGAAAAUGUGAAAUACUGUAAAAAAAAAAAAAAAAAAAAUCUAGUCCC
Molecule: messenger RNA, 2786 nt
Organism: Alligator sinensis (Chinese alligator)
Lineage: Eukaryota; Metazoa; Chordata; Crocodylia; Alligatoridae
Gene: SCRN3
Product: secernin 3
Exons: 6
Biological process (GO): proteolysis
Molecular function (GO): dipeptidase activity; cysteine-type exopeptidase activity
Source: RefSeq, a predicted model, not a curated record